Molecule: messenger RNA, 1995 nt
Organism: Eremomyces bilateralis CBS 781.70
Lineage: Eukaryota; Fungi; Ascomycota; Dothideomycetes; Eremomycetales; Eremomycetaceae
Product: V-type ATPase
Exons: 9
Coding region: 140-1663 (507 amino acids)
Biological process (GO): proton transmembrane transport; ATP metabolic process
Cellular component (GO): proton-transporting V-type ATPase, V1 domain
Molecular function (GO): ATP binding; proton-transporting ATPase activity, rotational mechanism
Source: RefSeq, a predicted model, not a curated record
UUCAACAUCUGCCUGCAUCUAGUGGAAUAUAUCAAAGUCCGGCUUCAUUUGGACGACAAACACUAACAACCAAAUCUCAUACCGACCCGAAUCUCUUGAACCUUCUGCAAACCGAGCGGGAUCUGCCUCGCCAGCCGCCAUGGCUCCUGCACUUGAUCCGCGGAUGAUGUCCGUCAAACCCAGAUUGCGGUACAACACAAUCGGGGGUGUGAAUGGACCUCUGGUCAUUCUCGAGAAUGUCAAGUUUCCACAAUUUAACGAGAUCGUCUCCUUAACCCUCCCCGAUGGCUCGGAACGUGCUGGACAGGUGCUCGAAGCAAGAGGGAACCGAGCUGUUGUCCAGGUUUUCGAGGGAACCACUGGCAUUGAUGUCAAGAAGACCAAAGUCGAAUUCACCGGCCAUAACUUGAAGCUCGGCGUUUCUGAAGACAUGCUUGGUCGAAUCUUCGACGGAUCUGGAAGGGCCAUUGAUAAAGGUCCAAAGGUGCUCGCCGAGGACUACCUCGAUAUCAAUGGCAGUCCGAUCAACCCAUACUCUCGUGUCUAUCCCGAAGAAAUGAUCUCCACUGGUAUCUCCGCCAUCGACACCAUGAACUCGAUUGCCCGAGGCCAAAAGAUCCCCAUCUUCUCGGCCGCCGGUCUUCCUCACAACGAAAUCGCCGCUCAGAUCUGCAGACAGGCCAAUCUUGUCCGACCUACCAAGGGUGUACAUGAUGGGCACGAUGACAAUUUCUCCAUCGUUUUCGGGGCGAUGGGUGUCAACUUGGAGACCAGUCGGUUCUUCACGCGAGACUUCGAGGAGAACGGCAGCAUGGAGCGUGUCACGCUGUUCCUGAAUCUUGCCAAUGACCCAACAAUCGAACGUAUCAUCACGCCCCGUCUCGCCCUCACCACUGCCGAAUACUAUGCAUAUCAAUUGGAGAAACACGUCCUUGUCAUUCUCACGGAUUUGUCUUCAUACUGUGAUGCUCUUCGUGAGGUGUCAGCCGCUCGAGAGGAAGUGCCAGGUCGCCGUGGUUAUCCCGGUUACAUGUACACGGAUUUGUCCACGAUAUACGAACGUGCUGGCCGUGUCGAGGGAAGAAAUGGGUCCAUCACCCAAAUUCCCAUCCUCACCAUGCCGAACGACGAUAUUACGCAUCCCAUUCCUGACCUGACUGGAUACAUCACCGAAGGACAGAUCUUCGUUGACCGACAGUUACACAAUCGUGGUGUCUACCCGCCGAUCAACGUGCUGCCGUCCCUUUCACGACUUAUGAAGUCGGCCAUUGGCAAGGGACGAACAAGAGAUGAUCAUGGCGACGUGUCCAACCAGUUGUAUGCCAAGUACGCCAUUGGCCGUGAUGCCGCUGCCAUGAAAGCCGUUGUCGGCGAGGAAGCCCUGUCAUCGGAGGACAAGCUCUCGCUCGAAUUCCUCGAAAAAUUCGAGAAGACCUUCAUUGCCCAGGGUGCAUACGAGAGCCGGACCAUCAUCGAGUCCCUCGACCUCGCCUGGAGUCUGCUUCGAAUCUACCCCCGGGAGCUGCUAAACCGGAUUCCCGCCAAGGUACUCGACGAGUACUACCAACGCAAGCCGGUUGAGAGACGUGGUGCAAAGGACACGCGUGACAACGAUCCGGAAGGGCAGGAGGACGAAGAAGAGGAUAACCUGGUUGACGUAUAGACGGUCAUUACCAUGUUUAUCAGCGCUUGUAAUUCGGAAAUUCAGUUGGCCUUGUUAGCAAGUUGAUCGAUAUUUCGCAUACUUGUUUCAAAGGAUUUAUUGCUUGCUUUGGUAUUGGGAUCGCGCUCUAGCUGCUCUAGCCAUGUCGCAUUAGCCAGUGGGUAUUCACCAGCAAAUUACCUUUUCCCAGAAGGCGGCUAUGAAUAUAUCUUUUAAGAUGAGCAGUGAAACGUCAUCUUGCCUCAUUGUUUGCCGCUGUUGGGCUUCUGUAUCUCUGUUAAUAGAUAUAAUUGGUAGUUAACUUAGCUGUGCCUACCUAAUCUUAAUAUCCG